UUAUUCACCCUUUCAGGAGCCUUAUAAGCAGAGAUGACAGCAGCCAAGGAAAGGACGAAAGAAGCCCCAGAGCAACAAGAAGGUGCUGUAGCUGAAGGGCUGGACACCUGCUCAAGCAGCAGGUGGGAGGAAAGCCCUUGCUUUCACAGUACCAAGUGAGUAGGCUUUGUAGAGCGCAUGAAUAUGGAGUACGAGAAGUGUCCGUGCCAUCCUGAGGAAAACGAGAAUGCCAUUCUCUACACCCUCCUCAGCGAGAACUUGACUCCCCACAAGAGUAGCCGUGGCUCUUCCCAACAGCGCUGCUUGUGUCACAAGCGCCGCACUGUUUGCCUUCAGACCCCACAAGCCACCUGCCAGGCAGCUUCUGACGUCUUGGUGAAAACCAUCAGCUUCAUGAAGAAUCUGCCUUCUUUCCAGCUCCUGCCUUGGGAAGACCAGCUCUUACUGCUGGACAGCUGCUGGGCUCCCCUUUUCCUUCUAGGCUUGGUGCAGGAGAUGGUGACCUUUGAGGUUAUGGAAACCCCAGUCCCCAGCAUGCUGGAGAGGAUCCUUCUUGAUGGCCAGUGCAAGAGACAGGAGCUGCAGCGAGUGCAGCCCACCUUGGCCAGCGUGCAGCGCCUCCAGUGCUGCUUAAACUCUUUCUGGAGCCUAGACUUGAGUCCUAAAGAAUAUGCCUAUCUGAAAGGUGCAAUUCUCUUCAACCCUGACAUUCCAGGUCUCAGGGCUUCCUCGUACAUUGAGAGCCUCCAGCGAGAAGCUCAACAAGCACUCCAACAAGUCCUGGUGCUUCUCCACUUGGAAGAUCAAGGUCGAUUUGCCAGAGUCCUGCUGAGUUCCUCCUCCUUGAGAUCCAUUCCUCCAGCUCUCAUUACAGACCUUUUCUUCCAACCCAUCAUUGGAAAGACAGACAUUCUUGAGCUUUUAACAGAAAUGCUGCUGACGAAAUAGUUUGUGUAACCCUAACAUCCUCAUGCAGAAACUGCUAUUGGGCCAGGCAGCACAUACUUUGCUUGGUGUUCAAUUCCAAGAGAAUACGCAAUUAAUUUUGGAACACGCAAGGGACAAAAGCAUAGCAUCUUAGCAGCCAUUUUGCAAGCAAAGAGGGUGCUAGCGAGCAAAUUCCUACUUUUUUUUCUGGACAAGAAUGCAACAUGCACCCAAGCCCUGUGAAGUAUGGCACUUGUAGCAGGGAGUUUGGAGUAGGUAACUCCUGUGCCGGAGUAGCAGCAUUUGUAGCAAAUGUAUUGGCACCGUAAAUUGUGCCAAGUCCUGGGUGCUCAGUGACACCAAUUGCCACUACAGUAGUUAUGGAAGAAAAGCCCUGCCUGAACCAAUCUUACUCAAACGUGCCUGCGGCUCCAAAGUGAGGCAUACAGUAUUGACUUUUACUUCAUUUAUAUUGGUUUUGGUUUCAAAGUUCAGUUUCUGUAAGGAUGUCUUCCCUACAGAAAGACUCCUGGGAACUGCCAUUGGCUGGGACAUAUUCCACACCUUCCCUCCCAAACCAUGAUCCCAGGAUUUCCCAGUAAAAAAGAGUCUUCUGGUCUUUCAGAAUACAUCCAACUUCUCCCAGCUCCUAAAAAGGAUAUGGACUUACAAAAAUGCAACUGAAUAAUUUUUAAAAUAAAAAUAUUGACCUACAAAGUCAUACAUUCCAAUCUUCAGGUGCAGAUACUUUAUUUUCAUGCAUCCUGACUUUAUAUAAAAGAUUUGUGCAUUGAGGAGAGCUAAGGUCAGAAAAUAUCAUUUUACACUAUUCAUCAUUUUCCUGCUUGAUUCCAAUGUUAGUAUUUUGUGAGCAGGUAUUUUUUGUGAUUUGUAUGUAGUAAGACAUGCUAAGUUAUUAUUUUUUAAGGAAAAAAAGAAAUAAAAGGUUUUGCAGUUUGUUCA
Messenger RNA from Python bivittatus (Burmese python), 1890 nucleotides. RefSeq names its product nuclear receptor subfamily 0 group B member 2 (gene NR0B2). Gene Ontology annotation, cellular component: cytoplasm; nucleus. Gene Ontology annotation, molecular function: transcription corepressor activity; transcription factor binding. NCBI's taxonomy places the organism in Eukaryota, Metazoa, Chordata, Lepidosauria, Squamata, Pythonidae. The record is from RefSeq and is a predicted model, not a curated record. Gene Ontology annotation, biological process: circadian rhythm; negative regulation of transcription by RNA polymerase II.